UACAGUGAUUUAUAUUUGAUAUUAAGGUCAAAAAGCAUGGUCACUAAAGGUUGGGAAGGAGGGGAGGAGGAGGUUGUGUUGUGUGGUCAUUUCGUACCCGAGAUAUGGCGCCUAGACGGAUGUCAGAGAAAGGAUAUUUGUUCAGGAAGAUCAUCUAGACAUUGACAAAUUAGAACUACGAAAACAUGGAUAAGUUUGUAAUUCGCAAACCCAGAAAUUCGCCAUCAUCAAGUCCUAAAAAAAAGGGCUCUUACUUAAAGCAAGCAACUAUUGAGUCUCUCAAGGGUGUUGUAGUAAUAGAGGAGCUGGAAAGAGCCAGGGUAGUUUUGGAACGCAGCGACACUUCCAGCGAGCUGAAAGUUGACACUCUACAACACUUGAAGCGCAAGAGGCCAGCUAAAGAAGUUCUCAUUAAAACACAACUAGGUAAAACUGUUCAUAAAUUGUGUAAGUCGAAGGAUGCAGAUGUGGCAGAGGCAGCAAAAGAGGUCUACAGCCUGUGGAAGGAGCAUGUGCUCAGUAAAGUUAACAGACCAUUGAUAGAAGUCAGAUGUGAUGCCAAGACACAAAGUUUCCGCAACACUGCACGGCGAAUGUUACUAGAUGCACUCAAGAAAUCUGAGGGUGAAGAGUAUUCAGGGGCACAAAAAGAGCCACAAAGAGAAAAGACUGAAAAGAAUGAAGGCAAAUGUACAGAAAAGACAGUGGAAAAUAAUAAAAAGAAAAUGUGUGAAGGCACAAGUGACUCCAUUGAAGUGCUUGCAGAGUACAUAGAGAGAGAUGUUUAUCAGGCGACUCGGAGGUUAGUCAGUAAUGCUUACCGUCGUACCAUCAGGAAACUUGUAUUUACUUUGAGACACCAGUGUGAUGUGAGACAGUCAGUAAUUUCAUCAACAUUACCUGUUGCAGAGCUAGUGAAACAGCACCUAAAGAGUUGAUCAUUGCUUCAUACAUUAUAAGCGUUAUGACGUUGGGUACAUGUUUCCCUAGGGGUACGCAAGGGGAGGAUCUUUCAGGUACACAAUAAUUCUAAAAGUUACUGAUACCUUGAAGUUUAUGUAAAGCCAAUAUGUAGAAGGCAUCCCAUAUGUGGGGUAUACAUACCCCUUAGGACCUAAGGGUAUGCGUAUGCCUGUCGUGUACCUGUCAAUGAUUCUGAGAAUCAAUGUCCCGCUGCCCAGUCUUAGCAGGCCUCCUGGUCAUCGCUUUUAUUUAAAUUCCUUACCAUUAGCAUUUGCUCUAAGCUAUACAUAUGGUUAAUGAAGCAUUUAUGGAAAAUUCUAAUUUAAUUUUAUUUAACUUAUUUACUUUUUUAAUCAGUGUUUGUUUUUUAAGUGCUUAAAAUAACUUUAGCUCUAAUAUCAACCUGUCCUCUUGCAUAACAUUUCGUAUUUUGAUGUAAAAAUUCCCGAUGUCAAAGUAAGAUGUGUCAAAACUCAUAGUGGCUCGCAUUAAUGUGAUGUCCCAUUUUUUAUUUGUGGGUACUUGCUUAGGGCUGGGCAAUUUAAUACCUGUACAUCAUUUUAUGAUGUGAACACUCGAGAGGAUCGGCUGCUAGUACUGAGAGCAGGAAUUGAUGUGUAUUACUUUUACGUAAAAAAUAUCUCCAAAACAUUGAUCAUUACUUGCUCAUUGUUUAGUCUGAAAAGGCCUCAGUUUAUAUUUUAAGUUAGAUUUAGAAACCUUAACAAAGGAAUGUAUUUUUAUUUCUGGACAAUAACAUAAGUGCGAGAGAAUGUCAAUUUUAAAAUAUAAGUUUUUUAAACCAUAAAUAUAU
Molecule: messenger RNA, 1777 nt
Organism: Procambarus clarkii (red swamp crayfish)
Lineage: Eukaryota; Metazoa; Arthropoda; Malacostraca; Decapoda; Cambaridae
Product: transcription elongation factor A N-terminal and central domain-containing protein 2
Biological process (GO): DNA-templated transcription
Source: RefSeq, a predicted model, not a curated record